AUGUAGAUUAUUUUGUUCUCUUUUAUCUGUGUUGUGUAUUCGAUAAAGUAUGUACUCAACAAAGAUGAAAUUAAAGUAUUUCAUAAAAAUAUGAUUAGAUUUUGGAGAAUUAUUCAAAAGGGAUUGAAAAAUACGAUAAAUUAUAAGAAAAGCUAUCUGUUUAAGUUGUUGGUUUGAUUGAUAAUGAUGAAGAGAUAAUUCAAAUUACAUCCUUGUUUAUGCCUUUUGAUUCUUAAUAAAGAGUAGAUUUAUUAACGAAAAAAGCAGAUGAAUACAUAGUAUAUACGAUAAAUUAUACAAAAUAAGUAAAAUCCAUAAUUUAUAUUUAGUUAAGUUCAGAAUUUGAUUUCUAAAAAGUUGUAUUAAAAGAUGUAUAAAAUUGUACAUCUAUAACAUAUUUAAAUAAUCAAUAUAUUGUUGAUUGUACUUUUACAUCAAUUCUUUUCUUAUUGUAGAAUGGAACUAGAAUAACAUAUAACAACACUUUAAACAUAUAACUCACCCAGAUAAUUGGGUUUUAUGAGGGAUUAUUAGGGUUAUCUCCAGGAUAUUUAACAUUUUUUAAUGAAUCAUUGUAUUUAGAAAAAUAGAUUGAAGCAAAUUACAUCUAAGUGUUAAAAGAUGAAAAAAAUGUUUAUUUUUUAACUGAACUCUAAGUGAUUUAAUAUACAUAAGAUGGAGGUAUAAUUGAAUAUGAUCAUCGAUGUUAAAAAAAGCCUGAAUUUAUGACAGUAUUAAAUGAUAUAUUUUACAUUCAAUGUGGCACUUUAAGAAAGAUCCAAAAUAAAUUGAUUGAAGUUUUUUCAGAAUAAGUAACUCAACUUUCUGCUACUAAUCAAUAUCUUAUUUUAAAUAAUACUAGUAUUUAUAAUAAAAACUUGGACUCUAAUUAUUUUUUAUCUUAAGGUUAUAUAUAUCCAAUAAACUAUGAUGAUGAUGUGUUACAAAUCGUUAAUAAUUAAAUAUAGAUUGGUUCCAUUCAUGGAUACUACUUAAUUUAAUCUAAUGAAACAACUUAAUUCAAAUUCUCUACAAAUUCUUUCUACAUUGUCGAUUAAGGAUUGUAAGCUUUAAAUUCUGGAGAAUCUGAUUUUUAUGCAAAUUAAUACUAAGUUCUAAAUUAUGUUUCAGGACCUAAUAUAUAAAUUUAGGAAUAAGGAAUUAUAAAUCACCCUAUUUAAUUGAACAUAGAAAAAGAGCUUACAAAUAAAUAAUUGCUUUCAAUACUGAAUAAUUUGGAUUAAUCAAUUUUUUUAAUCUAUUUAUAAGAUUCUAAUUUAUUCUCAUAAACAUGUUAAAUUAAUAAAUUACAAAUUCUAUGUGAAAAAGAAGUAGUUAUAGCACAAAAUGUUCCAUCAGACAUUAAGAAUGUCCAAGGAACUGUAUUUGAAAAUCAAAUUAUUGUGGCUUAUUUAUCAAAAGAUACUUUAUAUAUUUAUAUUGACAACACCCUCCUAUAAUCAAUCAAUAAAGUUACUAACUUUUUCUUGUAAUAAAAUGCUAUAAUCAUCCUUAACUAAACUUAAGUAACUAUAAAUUAUGUCAUUGAUAAUUAAUUUAAAUAAGAAACAAAAGUUGAUCUCAUUUGUACUAUGGUUUCAAUGUUUUUAAAUGAUAUUGCAUUAGUUGAUGAAAAAAAUAAUCUUAUAAUAAUUAGUAACUCUAAUAAUGGUUGGUAUUAAUCAUUCUCAAAAUCCUUUCAAGAUAUAAUUUGUAAUAUUAAUUAUGUUAAUUCUUAAUUGAUUGUUCUGACAAAUGAAUAAGCAGUUAUUUUUGAGAAUAGAAUAUUGAGAGGAUAAUUACUUAUAGAUCCAAUUGAUAAUCUCAAUUAUUUAUAAACUUAAACUCAUCUAUACAUUUAUAAUAGUACAAAGAUUUUUUAAUUUUAAAUCUUUUCUGAAUUUUCCUUAUCAAGUUGGCCUUAAUAAAUAAUUCAAUCAGAAAUUUAAUAAAAUUUUUUAGCAUUAACAUUUUAAGAUUACGAACUAUUGCUUUUAGAUAAUAAUCUAUAUAUUUAUAGUUCAAUUUUAGAAUUUACACCAAAAACAAUUGUUGAAAGGGAUGUUUAUUCUAGAUUUACAUUUAAUGAUAUAAUUUUUAAUAAUUUGUAAAAUAAAUCAGUUACUGUAAAAGUUAAAGUAAUUGGUGAUAUUUUGAAAUUGUAGUCAUUAUAAUUUAAUGAAACAGAUUAUCAAAUAAAUAAUGAUCAAAUAUAAAUUGAUUAAAGUUUAUACUUUGAUGGACCAAUUUCAGAUAUUGAUAGUAAUUCUUAAGAUAAUUUCUAAAUUAUUCAAAGAAUUAAUAAGAUUUAAAAUUAACCAAGUUGGAUGAAAGAUGAUUUACAAGAUCUAAUUUAUAUUGGAGAUGAUUAAAGAAUAGUUUUUUAAAACUCCUCUCUAUUUCUAUUUACUGAUAGUUAAACUUAAUCAAUUUUAAAUAAUAUUAAAGAUUGUCUUAGUUUAGAAUAAGAUCAAUUAUAAUUUUAUUUGGUUUGUAAGAAGUUUAUCUAUUAUGGUUUGAAAUCAAAGCCAGUAGAAAUAAAUAAAGUUGAUUUUGCUUUAAUUUCUGAUUAAAUAAUUAGUAUAAAAUUUGAUCUAGGCCAGAAAGUUGGAAUUAUUAGUGGAUUUGGUUUUGGUACACAAUUUUCUAUUUAUGAAAACUAUAAAUUGAAAGAAGAAAUAUUUAUUGAUGGAUUAAAGGAUUUUUAAUUUAUUGAUAAAAAUAUAAUAUUAUUAACAUCAAAUAAAAUGAUAAUUGUUGAUAAUGAAUUAAAAUUGAUAAAGGAAUAUGAUUUACUGAAUAAUUUAAUAUAGACGGAAUAGAACUUUGCUUUGUAAUUUAUAGAAUUUGAAUAAAUUUGUUAAUAUAAAGAGAAUCAAUAUAUAGUUUCUAGUAGAGAUGGUCCAAUUUAUUUGAUAUUUUUGAAUGAAGAUUACUCAGAGUUAUUGUUACAAUUUACUAAUAUAUAAGAUACAAUAGCAAUAUAAACUUAUUUAAUAGAAUAAUAAAUAUUAGUAUGUAUAUAAAAGAAUGAGAAUAAUGAUUAUUUUGCUGUUUUUUAUGAUUUUGAAGAUAAGUCAAAGUCUUCCUUAAUUAUUCCAUAUUUUAAUGUAAUAAAACUAGGAUCUUCAUUGUCACUCUAUCAUUAUACAAGAUAAUACAAUAAAAAAUAAAUAGUUUUGGUUGAAAAAUCUGGUACAACUUCAGUGUAUGAUAUAAAUGAUUAUGUAAUAUAUUUUAAUAUUGUUUUAGGUCUUAGUAACAAGUAUUUCUUAAAAUAACAAGAUGGUAGAGUUAAUUGCAUAUGAUUUGGAUUUUUAGUCAACAAAAAUAAAUUUAAAAAUAGGUUUGAAUGAAUAAGAGGAAAAUGAAGAAGAUUGGAUGUUAGCAAUAUAUAUAUUAUGUGGAAUAUUGGGAAUUUUAAUAUUGUUGAUAUUGUUCAGAUACAUCAGAAGAUAUUGUUUGACAAAACAUCUGAAAUUUGAAGAAGAGAAACCUUCAGAAUUUAAAAGUGAAUAUAUAUGA
Paramecium sonneborni is the source of this 3525-nucleotide messenger RNA. The record is from the annotation of a GenBank genome assembly. NCBI's taxonomy places the organism in Eukaryota, Ciliophora, Oligohymenophorea, Peniculida, Parameciidae.